Molecule: messenger RNA, 4037 nt
Organism: Cydia strobilella
Lineage: Eukaryota; Metazoa; Arthropoda; Insecta; Lepidoptera; Tortricidae
Product: zinc finger protein 664-like
Exons: 3
Coding region: 260-1570 (436 amino acids)
Biological process (GO): regulation of DNA-templated transcription
Molecular function (GO): DNA-binding transcription factor activity, RNA polymerase II-specific; RNA polymerase II cis-regulatory region sequence-specific DNA binding
Source: RefSeq, a predicted model, not a curated record
UUAACGAUUUUCUGCUCUGCAGAUUUUGGAUGGUUCUUAGUUCUGGAUAUUGAUUUGAAUUUAAACUAAAUUAACUAACAACAAAUCGUUAAUCGCGUGUUCAUUAACCAUUACCUUUUGUUACAACGUUAAAUCGAUCGCUGGAAACCGCAGUUACUAGUGAAGCCUUUACGUUUCGAGAUAUCCCGGCCCGAUGGACACGGAUUUUAAGUCCUGCUGAGAGCGAGCACCGAGCAUAUUGAGUCGGUCGCAAAGAAGAAUGAAUGAACGAAUAAAGAACGAAUGCGAGAACGAAGACGAAGACUCGCCGGGCGUGAGUGAAGAAGAAACGGCUGCUAGCCUUUACACUGAUUAUGAAGAAGCUGAGAGUGCACAGAAUGGUCAGAUAGACCAUCAGGUGAAGGUAGAAGAGGCUGAGCAGAGUCUGUAUGAGGAACAUGAGGUGAAAGAUGUGUUGGGCCCUGAAAAGAAAGUGGUUGUAAUGCACCAAGAAACCAUGGGCUCAGGGAUGACCUGCUCUGUCCGACUUGAACACAUGCGUGUGGACAUGGAGCUCCGCACAUACAGGAUUGGUGAUAACAUUCAGGAGUUCCAGCAUUUCCCGACUUGCGAAGACAGUACAGGAAAUGAAAAGAAAAAGAAUCGCGCUCAACAUAAAAACAUAACGACGCUACCAGAAGAAUCUAUAAAGAAUGAAAUUCCACUUGAACAUCAGAAAAAGCAUCUUACAGAGAUGCGAUAUAAAUGUGCCUAUUGUACUUUCUCCAGUAACAAGAAAGAGUAUUUACACAAUCAUCAAAGUACACAUACUGUCGAAAAAGUCGAAAAACCACACAAAUGCUCGUACUGUAGCUACGCUGCAUGUAUGAAAAGUAUUAUCAAAGUACACGAGAGGAUACACACUGGUGAAAAACCUUACAAGUGUAACUAUUGCAGUUACACUAGUUCCACAAGCAAAGUUCUAAAAACACACGAACGAAUACACACUGGUGAAAAGCCUUAUCAGUGCGACUACUGUACUUACGCCAGUGCCAAGAGAUGUGCAUUAAAUCUCCACGUAAGAACACACACAGGUGAAAAGCCUUACGAGUGUAAAUACUGCGGCUUCAGAGUUGCCAAUAAAAGUCAUUUGACAACCCAUGAAAGAAUACACACUGGUGAAAAGCCAUACAAAUGUAACUACUGUAGCUACGCGAGUGCCCAUAAAAGCGAUAUAAAUGUUCAUGAACGGUCUCACACUGGCGAGAAACCAUACACGUGUAACUACUGUGAUUACGCUAGUUAUCUAAAAAGUAGUAUAAAAGUCCAUGAAAGAAAACAUACUGGUGAAAAGCCAUACAAAUGUACUUACUGUAGUUACACUAGUGCCCAAAGAGGGCAUUUAAAGGCACAUGAAAUGACACAUACUGGUAUAAAACCCUACAGAUGCGACCAAUGUAAUUUUGGUAGUGUGUUUAAAAGCAGUUUACUAGAACACAAAAAGGGCCACUUACACCAAGCACAAUUGACGAACACUGGCCCCCUUUCGCAAGUGCCCGGCGACCAUAUAGAUGUAAUAAGCGGCAAUUAAGAUAAUGACGGCACUACAUACAUCUAUUUUUUUUUAUGUGUUCGUGUGUUAGUCGGAAUCCUAAUAGAAUAGAAUAAAACUUCAUUUUAUAUAAAUUAAGUUACAGAAUUAUGGCCCGCCAAGUGCAAGUAGUAUUAUUUUAUGUAAUAUAUGUUUUAGGUUUUCGGAACUUAUGUACGAAAUAUCAUUUGAUGUUUACCAGUCGCUUUUCGGUAAAGGAAAACAUCGUGAGGAAACCGGACUAAUCCCAAUGCCUCCAAUGAGACCUAGUUUACACUCUGGGUUGGGUCAGAUGGCAGUCGCAUUCGUAAAAACUAUAGUGCCUACGCCAAUUCUUGGGAUUAGUUACCAAGCGGACCCCAGGCUCCCAUGAGCCGUGGCAAAAAUGCCGGGACAACGCGACGAGGAUAAUGAUGUUUUAGGUUUCAAAAAGAGAAAUUGAGAUAGAUGCAAACUUUAAGUAUUUUAUCAAACACGACACACUUUACCAAUUUUUAACAUAUUAGAAUUAGACAUGAUUGACAGAAAAAAACAUGGUAACCAAUACCAAAUAAAAAACAAAAAUAUAAACUAGAGUUCUCUACGCUAAUAUUAUAAAUAUAUCUAAUGUGAAAGCCCUCAUUAUUUGGUCGUGAAAUAUUAUAUUUACAUCCCGAUUUUUAUAAAGAUUUUAACAGUUACAGAUUUUCUCACUGAUUAUUUUGUUAAGUAACGCAGUAUUGAUAUCUUAAGACUAUAAAACUAGUUAAGUAUACUUAUGGACAAAUUUAGAGGAACGCAGAAAAAGUUUAAUUACAAAUUUUGAAAUUACUUUAGGUGCUGUAAUCCAGUAAUUAAAACUUUUUGCGUUCCUCUAAAUUUGUCCAUGGGUAUAAUUAUUAAAUAAGUUAUUAUAAUAAUACUUAGUUUAAGAAAAUGUAUGUCAUAUCCUGGCUGUAUUAUUUUAUAACAUAGUUUUUUUACAAUGGUGCAAUUUUUUUUAAAAUACAAAGCCUAUAUUGCAUAGACAUAGUAUAUACAAGUAGUUAUAGACGCGCCACCGAGCGACCAGGGUAAGAAUAUUCAUAUAAAAUUUGGGCAGUAUACGAUUUUUUCUCUUUCACUCUUAUAAAUUUCGGUAUUUCACCAUCGCCUCCUACCUAUGAUGCCACCCGGUCGGUGAGGACAAAGCAUGGCACUAUUUUCUCUUUCCUCUUAUAUGAAUCGCAAUAAGACUAUCUUUCUCUAUCAAAGAGUGUCAGGCCCUUGCUAUAUUGUGUCCCUCUGCUGGGCAAAGGCCUCCCCCUGUCUUCCACCACUUCCCACGGGUUUGUGCAUGCUCCCGCCAGUCGCCACAAAAAAGUCCAAGUCGUCACGCCAUCUCCUUUUUGGCCUGCCUCUGCCUCGGAUCUGUGGUCCCCAUUCGGUCGCUAUUUUGGCCCUAUAGAUGUGUUUCGCCCAAUCCCACUUGAGCUUGGCGGCCUUCACACCCACAUCCGCGAUACCAGUUUCAGUACAAAAAACUUAAAGAAGCGCCACAGAAACUCAUAAAGUUUAUGCGUGGUGUAAACUUUAUGUAUCACUUCGCUCAAACUGCAUGUUUAAUAUUUCAUUAUAUAAAGUUAGUAUACUAGAUAUAAUAAGAAAGAGAAGUUAGGUAAACAGAUAGCAGGUAUAAUCAUAUAAAAUUAAUUAUGAGUGUAUGUACGAGUAAGCAACCUGCCCGUGCAUACAUAUACAUGGAUGAAUGAAUAUACCUAUAGAUACACUUCAAGUUACUGAUAAGUUUGUUAAUUAAUGAUAACUUUGUUUUCCGCUUACUGCUCCUACACUAGCUACUUUAGAUUAGAAAUUAUUUAAUUAAGGUAGGGCACUCAAGGUCUAUUAACACAUUGCUUAUUAUUACAUCAUUUUUGUAUAUGACUGUUUGUUGCCUAAAUAAAAAAAAAUAACACUUGCCAUAACACAUUCCCGGCCUUUAUGUAUAAUAUUAAAUUUAUUGAACGCGUUUUUACACCUAUUUUAAUUUUCGAGACUGUUUUUAUACAUAUCUUCUGGUAGAUUAAUUAGUAAAUAUCUACGUAUCUUGGUAAAAUAUGUGUAUUUCCAUGAGAGAAGUCCUUAUGCACAUGUAGCAUAAAGCCGGAUUCACAUUUGUCUGUCGUGUUGUGUGGUCACGCAUGCACGCUGCGUCAGACAAAUGUGCACGCAACCAUAUUCUUCUUUUCUUGAUGGACUUGAGGGCGGUGUUGCCCGUAGCCAAUGUCACGUAAAAGGGUAGGAACGAAAUAAAUGCUCUUAGAGCACGACGCUGUUCGGUGGUUGUUGUAGUUGUCUCGUAAAACCGAUAGCUGGAUUUUACGAGAAGCACGUGGACUACCGGCCGUUGACUCCAAAAUGGUGGUUAAACACGCUUUGAGAUUAAUUCUCCAUUCACUGCACACUACCACAUUAGAUUAUUGUAUAAUAAAGCUAUCGAUAUUACACU